GGUGCGCGGCCUCUGCGACCAGCCCGCCGCGCCCACCGUGCCCGCCGUGUCCGCGCUGCUGCCGCUGCACGACACGGGAGACGCCGGUGAUUGGGGAGCCCUGCGGAGAGCUCUCGCGCCCCAGCACCGCCUCGGGAGCCCAGCCCGCCUCGUCGCCCCGGUCCCCGCUGCCUGCCUGGCGCCAUGAACUGCGUCCUGAACGGCGUCGUGCCCUUGGGGCUGCUGCUGCUGCUGGUCUGCGGGGCCCAGGGCUUCUUCCUGCCCAACGUCACCCACUUGGAGGAGCUGCUCAGUAAAUACCAGCAGGACAAGCCCCACUCCCGGGUCCGGAGGGCCAUUCCCAGGUCGGACAAGGAGGAGAUCCUCAUGCUUCACAACAAGCUGCGGGGCCAGGUGCACCCCCCGGCCUCCAACAUGGAGUACAUGACCUGGGACGAGGAGUUGGAGAGGUCGGCCGCGGCGUGGGCUCACGAGUGCAUCUGGGAGCACGGGCCCACCGGUCUGCUGGUGUCCCUUGGGCAGAACCUGGCCGUCCACUGGGGCAGGUACCGUUCUCCCGGCUUCCACGUGCAGUCCUGGUACGACGAGGUGAAGCACUACACGUACCCCUACCCCCACGAGUGCGACCCCUGGUGUCCGGAGAGGUGCUCCGGGCCCAUGUGCACCCACUACACGCAGAUAGUCUGGGCCGCCACCAACAAGGUCGGCUGUGCUGUGAACACCUGCCCGAGGAUGAACGUGUGGGGAGAUGUCUGGGAGAACGCGGUCUACCUCGUGUGCAAUUACUCUCCAAAGGGGAACUGGAUUGGAGAAGCCCCCUACAAAACCGGCCGGCCCUGCUCCGAGUGCCCGCCCAGCUACGGAGGCGGCUGCAGGAACAACUUGUGUUACCGAGAAGAGACUUUCGUCCCCAAACCCGAAACGGACGAGAUGAACGAGGUGGAGGUGGCUCCCGUCCUGGAAGAGAAGCACGUCUGGGUCCAGCCGAGGGUGACCAGACCCACGAAGCCCAAGAAAGCGGCCGCGGUGAACUACAUGACCCAAGUUGUCAGCUGUGACACCAAGAUGAAGGACAAGUGCAAAGGGUCCACGUGCAACAGGUACCAGUGCCCAGCGGGCUGUCUGAGCAGCAAAGCGCAGGUGUUCGGAACUCUCUUUUACGAAAGUUCGUCCAGCAUAUGCCGGGCCGCCAUUCACUACGGGAUCCUGGACGCCAAAGGUGGCCUGGUGGACGUCACCAGGAACGGGAAGGUCCCCUUCUUCGUCAGGUCUGAGAGAAACGGCGUGGAGUCUUUGAGCAAGUACAAGCCUUCCAGCUCGUUCAUGGUGUCCAAAGUAAAAGUGCAGGACUUGGACUGUUACACCACCGUUGCUCAGCUCUGCCCGUUCGAGAAGCCGGGGACCCACUGCCCAAGAGUUCAUUGUCCGGCACACUGCAAAGACGAGCCGUCCUACUGGGCUCCGGUGUUUGGAACUAACAUCUACGCAGACACUUCAAGCAUCUGUAAGACGGCCGUGCAUGCGGGAGUCAUCGGGCAUGAGAGCGGGGGUUACGUGGAUGUGAUGCCCGUGGACAAAAAGAAGGCCUACGUGGGCUCGCUCAGGAACGGAGUGCAGUCUGAAAGCGCUCCCUCCCCUGGGCUGGCCGCCCGCACAGGGACCCGGCCACCAAGGUGACGUAAGCGGCAGAAGUUGGUGCUCCUGGAGUUCUGUCAGCUGCUUCCGGAUGACCAGUGAAAGGCACGUGUCUGAGACAGAAGGGGUGCGUGAGCCUGAGCAGAGGAGAUGGGGUUCCAUCCGAGG
Messenger RNA from Lynx canadensis (Canada lynx), 1803 nucleotides. It is a transcript of the gene CRISPLD2, whose product is annotated as cysteine rich secretory protein LCCL domain containing 2. The record is from RefSeq and is a predicted model, not a curated record. Gene Ontology annotation, cellular component: extracellular region. NCBI's taxonomy places the organism in Eukaryota, Metazoa, Chordata, Mammalia, Carnivora, Felidae. The transcript has 16 exons. The coding region runs from base 184 to 1677 and encodes 497 amino acids.